This is a messenger RNA of Oryza brachyantha (malo sina), 701 nucleotides long. Its product is annotated as pollen allergen Lol p 2-A-like. The record is from RefSeq and is a predicted model, not a curated record. The transcript has a single exon. Lineage: Eukaryota; Viridiplantae; Streptophyta; Magnoliopsida; Poales; Poaceae. The coding region runs from base 76 to 429 and encodes 117 amino acids. Gene Ontology annotation, cellular component: extracellular region.
CACACACACAUCCUUCCUUCCCUUCAUCGAUCAAGAAACAAGCAAGGUUACACCAACUAACUAGCUACCUCAGCAAUGGCCGCCACCUCCUUUCUACUCGCCAUGGCGGUGCUGGCAACAUUGUUGGCCGUUGGCUCGUGCGGCACCGCACUCACCUUCACGGUUGGCAAGGGCUCUGGAUCCACUAGCUUGUCCCUCGUCACCAACGUCGCAAUUUCUGAGGUGGAGGUCAAGGAGAAGGGCGCCGCCGACUGGAGUGAGCUCAAGGAAUCGUCGACCAACACUUGGACGCUCAGCAGCAAGGCACCACUCAAGGGACCGUUCUCCGUCCGCUUCCUUGUUAAGAAUGGAGGUUACCGUGUCAUCGACGACGUCAUCCCUGCUGAAUUUAAGGUCGGCUCCGCCUAUAAGACUAGCAUCCAAAUUUGAGUAACACACCUGCAAGGUCUCCUGUCACAUGGAGAUUAAUGACGUCUAAAUAAUUCUUUUAAGAGAAGCCCAGCUCAAAUGAGAGCGAGCCAAUAAUUACUUUUCUCUGGUUAUUUUGUGGCAAUAGGCCAUCAACAAAAUAAAGCAUAGCAUAUGCACUUACUGCAUGUUACUAUGGAGCUAUAUGUACGCAUGAUUUUGAAUUAUAUGUAAGAUCAUAAGCAUGAUUAAUAUUUUCUGAUGAACAAUUGGCUUGCCAUUUGGUUUAUAAA